Molecule: messenger RNA, 1728 nt
Organism: Scheffersomyces coipomensis
Lineage: Eukaryota; Fungi; Ascomycota; Pichiomycetes; Serinales; Debaryomycetaceae
Exons: 1
Coding region: 1-1728 (575 amino acids)
Biological process (GO): protein histidyl modification to diphthamide
Molecular function (GO): 2-(3-amino-3-carboxypropyl)histidine synthase activity
Source: RefSeq, a predicted model, not a curated record
AUGACUGCUGAAGAAGUGAUUAUAGCUCCUGUGCUAUCAACCUAUCAAGACGAUUCAACCUUUCAAUUUGAUAAAGUAAAAUCAGAAACAAAUUUAAGACCUCAUUUAAAUCUCAUCAAUCCAUCAGAUCAAGAUGAGAUAAUCCAAAGGAUAAAUGAAUACUAUUCCAUUGAUGAAUUAGUUGAAUUCCUACAACAAAAGAAAGAUGGAGAAGAUGUGUUGAAAUAUAAUCGAAUCACUCUUCAAUUUCCUGAUUCUUUGGUAUGUGAUUCAGCCACUAUAGUUCAUGAAUUACAAAGCAGGUUAAACAUAGUUUAUUCAUCAUCAGAAGUUUGUACUCCCAAUAAUGGUUGUUGUUCAGACGGAGCUUGCAAAACUACUAAUCAGCCAUCUGACUUAAAAUCACAAACCAUCUGGAUUUUGGCAGAUACUUCUUAUUCCCCAUGUUGUGUUGAUGAAGUGGCAGCUGAACAUGUUAAUAGUGACCUUGUGAUUCAUUUCGGAGAUGCUUGUUUAAAUGUGGUUGAUAAAUUACCUGUAGCAUAUGUGCUUGGGAAACCAAGGAUCAAUUUAGAUAGUUUAAUUCAACAAUUCAAACUGAGAUACCCUAUCGAAGAUGAAAAUAAAAUCCUCCUCAUGUCAGAUUCACCUCAUACAUAUUUAUUAAGAGAAAUAUAUAACAUAUUGAAGAUUGAAUAUCCCAAUUUAAUCUAUUCUGAUUUAAGAAUAGAUCCAUCAUCAAAUAUCAUAGGUUAUGAACCAAUACCAUUAACUGGGAAUGAGUUAAAUAUCCUCAAUAGAAACAUUAUAGGACUUAAUAUCGAUGAUAAGGAUAAACUUCAAGAAUAUGAUUUAUUCCAUAUCACUCUUCCAGAAACUCCAAGAUUAUUACAAUUAACCACUACAUUCAAUUCAGUUACAACUUAUGCAAAUGAUAAGAUUGCCCAAGGUCCAUAUCCUAAUUUAAUGCGUCGUUAUAGAUAUAUGCAUAUGGCCCGUACAUCAGGAACGAUUGGAUUAUUGGUUAACACUUUAUCAUUAAUGAAUACUAAAAAAUUGAUGAAUAAAAUAGCUCUGAAGAUAAAGGAAGCAGGUAAAAAGCAUUAUAUAUUUGUGGUGGGGAAACCAAAUGUGGCUAAAUUGGCUAAUUUUGAAAGUAUUGAUAUGUGGUGUAUAUUAGGAUGCGAUCAUCAAGGGAUCAUUAUAGAUCAAACUAAUGAAUAUUUCAAGCCGAUCGUAACGCCGUAUGAGUUGUUACUUGCUUUGAGUGAUGAACUUACAUGGACAGGGAAAUGGAUUACUGAUUUCAAUAGUGUUUUAGAGAAUCUCGGCGAAGAAGAUGAUGAAGAGCAAAAGAAUGAAACUGAAGAUACUGAAGAGGGAGAGGAUGCCCCACCUGUGUUUGAUCCUGUAAGUGGUAGACUUGUGAGUACAUCACAACCAUUAAGACAAUUGAACCAUCUCAGCAUUACUUCUCAGGAAGAUACUGAAGAAUCUUCAAACAGUCUUGUUAAACGAUUUUCAAAUACUGUUGCGAUCAAAAAUACCAUAUCUACUUCAGCAUCCCGUUUACAAGAAAGACAUUGGACCGGAUUAGGUAGUGAUUUCAAUGAAAAUUAUGACGAUGAAGAAGAUCAUGAACAAGGAGCUUUGCUUGAAGAAGGUACUGGUGGUAUUGCUAGAGGGUAUGAUUUUGAUAAUAGUAAUAGUAAUUCAAAAUCAAGUUGA